AUGACGUCCGGCAACAUGAAGUUCAAUGGUUACUUGAGGGUCCGCAUCGGCGAGGCUGUGGGGCUGCAGCCCACCCGCUGGUCCCUGCGCCACUCGCUUUUCAAGAAGGGCUACCAGCUGCUCGACCCCUACCUGACGGUGAGCGUAGACCAGGUGCGCGUGGGCCAGACCAGCACCAAACAGAAGACCAACAAACCCACGUACAAUGAGGAGUUCUGCGCCAACGUCACGGACGGUGGCCACCUCGAACUGGCCGUCUUCCACGAGACGCCCCUGGGCUAUGACCACUUCGUGGCCAACUGCACUCUGCAAUUCCAGGAGCUGCUGCGCACCGCCGGCGCCUCGGACACCUUCGAGGGCUGGGUGGAUCUGGAGCCAGAAGGGAAAGUAUUUGUGGUAAUAACCCUAACAGGGAGCUUCACUGAAGCAACUCUCCAGAGAGACCGAAUCUUCAAACAUUUUACCAGGAAGCGCCAAAGGGCUAUGCGAAGGCGUGUCCACCAAAUCAAUGGACACAAGUUUAUGGCCACAUACCUGAGGCAGCCCACCUACUGCUCUCACUGCAGGGAGUUCAUCUGGGGAGUAUUUGGGAAACAGGGUUAUCAAUGUCAAGUGUGCACCUGUGUCGUCCAUAAGCGCUGCCAUCACCUAAUUGUUACGGCCUGCACUUGCCAAAAUAAUAUUAACAAAGUGGAUUCAAAGAUUGCUGAACAGAGGUUCGGAAUCAACAUCCCGCACAAAUUCAGCGUCCACAACUACAAAGUGCCAACGUUCUGCGAUCACUGUGGCUCCCUGCUCUGGGGGAUAAUGCGACAAGGACUUCAGUGUAAAAUAUGUAAGAUGAAUGUCCACAUUCGAUGCCAGGCAAACGUGGCCCCUAACUGUGGGGUGAACGCGGUGGAGCUCGCCAAGACCCUGGCCGGGAUGGGCCUCCAGCCCGGAAAUAUUUCUCCAACCUCGAAGCUCGUUUCCAGGUCGACUCUAAGACGACAGGGAAGGGAAAGCACCAAAGAAGGAAAUGGGAUCGGGGUUAACUCUUCCAGCCGACUUGGUAUCGACAACUUUGAGUUCAUCCGAGUGUUGGGGAAGGGGAGUUUCGGGAAGGUGAUGCUGGCAAGAAUAAAAGAAACCGGAGACCUCUAUGCCGUGAAGGUGUUGAAGAAGGAUGUGAUCCUGCAGGAUGACGAUGUGGAAUGCACAAUGACAGAAAAAAGGAUCCUGUCCUUGGCUCGCAAUCACCCCUUCCUCACUCAGUUGUUCUGCUGCUUUCAAACGCCUGAUCGCCUGUUCUUCGUGAUGGAGUUUGUGAAUGGGGGCGACUUGAUGUUUCACAUUCAAAAGUCUCGUCGUUUUGAUGAAGCACGAGCUCGUUUCUAUGCUGCAGAAAUCAUUUCAGCACUCAUGUUCCUACACGAGAAAGGGAUCAUCUACAGAGAUCUCAAACUGGACAACGUCCUGUUGGACCACGAGGGUCACUGUAAACUGGCGGACUUCGGGAUGUGCAAGGAGGGGAUUUGUAAUGGAGUCACCACAGCAACCUUCUGUGGCACACCCGAUUAUAUUGCUCCAGAGAUCCUCCAGGAAAUGCUCUACGGACCUGCAGUAGAUUGGUGGGCAAUGGGCGUGUUGCUCUACGAGAUGCUGUGUGGUCACGCCCCCUUUGAGGCAGAGAACGAAGAUGACCUCUUUGAAGCCAUACUGAACGAUGAAGUGGUUUACCCAACAUGGCUCCAUGAAGAUGCCACAGGGAUCCUGAAAUCUUUCAUGACCAAGAACCCCACCAUGCGCCUAGGCAGCCUGACUCAGGGUGGUGAGCAUGCCAUCCUGAGGCAUCCUUUCUUUAAGGAAAUCGACUGGGCCCAGCUGAACCAUCGCCAAGUAGAACCACCUUUUAGACCCAGAAUCAAAUCCCGAGAAGAUGUCAGUAAUUUUGACCCUGACUUCAUUAAGGAAGAGCCAGUUUUAACCCCAAUUGAUGAGGGGCAUCUUCCUAUGAUUAACCAGGAUGAAUUUAGAAACUUUUCCUUUGUGUCUCCAGAAUUACAACCUUAG
Puma concolor (puma) is the source of this 2052-nucleotide messenger RNA. RefSeq names its product protein kinase C eta (gene PRKCH). Gene Ontology annotation, molecular function: ATP binding; diacylglycerol-dependent serine/threonine kinase activity. The record is from RefSeq and is a predicted model, not a curated record. NCBI's taxonomy places the organism in Eukaryota, Metazoa, Chordata, Mammalia, Carnivora, Felidae. Gene Ontology annotation, biological process: protein phosphorylation.